AUGGACAUCACCGCCUUCAUUGUCGCCCAGCGCGACGAGGCUCUGUUGUUGGGCGACUACAACACCUAUCGCCAGACCUGUUCGCGCCGCAUCCUCACCCUCCGCAAACGCACCGGCCGCGCCACCCCCAAGAACGCAAAGUACAGCGCAAAAGCCCCCAUUGCUGCCGACGAUAUCGCCAAGAGCCAUGACUUCGUCCACCUUUUUCUCUUCACGGCUGAGCGCGCUUGGGCCCAUGCCAUGUACAUGAAGUCUGUCCACGCCGAAGACAACGCGGACAAGAGUAUUACUGGUUCCACCCGCAAGCACAUCAUCUCGCGACUGCACAAGGCUGCCCACACGGCGAAUGAGCUUGCGUCGCUACUGGCCGACCAAUCCACCGGGGCCACCCCCACCGAUCAGCUGGAGGCUCAGGCAUACGUAUACUCGCUCCGCGGCGCCGAGGAGUUUGAGAAGCAGGCCGAGGGGAUCCAUCUCCGUAGCCCUCAGUCGCCGGACCAGAGGUGGAAAGCCUGUCUUGUGAAUUAUUCGGGAGCCCGCAUUAUCUACAACGCCCUUCUCCAAACUACCAAGAAGGAUCUCUACAAGGAAUUCCUGGCCAGCACAGUUGACCCCAGUAUUCGUUACGCCGCGUACCAGUCUCGCCUCCCCCGAACCGUUUCCGUCGCUACAGUCGCACGCCAAUAUUUUCCCAAGGAGGACGCCGCCUUGCUAUCUGCCGUCGAGACAAUCUAUCCGGAUGCUCUCAAAGAUGAGACAGUAGCGGCCGGCAAGGGUGAAGACUCCGUCGAGAAAAUCCCCAACACCAUCACAUGGCGCUCGCGGACGGCCAACAUCGUUGAUGCCGCGGUUGGCCAAGCCCUCGCUGCAGUUACGUCCGCCGAGGCCCGUCUCUCCGCAUUCUUGACUUCUGCCUCGCCCGAAACUUCCUUCCGUGAUAAGGCUGCGGCGUACGAUGAGGUUCUCAUUGCUAGCCAGGACGCCUCAGACUCUACUCGCCACGCUAUUGAGGAGCUGGAGAAGGAAGGCGUGAGCGAAGGAGACUCGCGUAUGCAGGACCUCCGUGUGACGGAUCUGGCCGUCAACUACGACCUCAUCGGCUGGCGCGUGGGAAGGAACCGGGUGCUCAUCGGCCUGGACGACGGCGCCGUGCUGCACUCCGAGAACAUUAAGAAGCCAAAGAAGCCCAGGAAAGACGGCAAGGAGUGGGUCGAAAAGGAAGAAGGCACCGGCCGCAAGCUCGCGAGGAUACGCGAGCGCAACGUGCUCUACGACUCCAUCCUCCAGAGCAUCGACUCGGUGAAGGACCUCCGGGGCGCUAUGCGCGACGCCGCCUUCAUCGAGGAGCUGGACGGCAAGCGGGCCUACUACCGCGCUCUCAAGUGCCUCAACCUCGGCUACUCGCACGCGCUCCUCUCGCAGUCCAAGAACGCCCUCGCCCUGUACGCCCGCGCGCUCGACCUCGCCGCCAAAGCCGUCGCCACCGGCACGUCCGAAUCCUCGUCCGCGCUGCCCAAGCUGGACAUCAGUCGCGAGCAGGCCGAGUCCCUGCACCGCCGGCUCGAGGGCGCGGUCCAGCAGUUCCGCGCGCUCGUCGACCUCCAGAGCCACGCUGCGGGCGGCGGCGAUGAUGCGGCCGCAAACAAGGGCGUCGUCCCCACCCCCAUCGCCGAGCGUCUCAACCAGUACCCGCCCGAGGGCGUCGACCUCAAGAACCUCGUCGAGUGGCCGCCGAGGCUGCAGUCCGUGCCCGUCAAGCCGCUGUUCUUGGACGUCGCGUUCAACUACAUCGACUACCCGGGCAGGGCGAAGGCGGUCGUGGAGAGCGAGGGUGGCGGCGUCAAGUUGGAUCAGGCUCAGGGUAAGGCGGAGGAGCCGAAGAAGAAGGGCUGGUUUGGUUUCGGUCGGUAA
This is a messenger RNA of Lasiodiplodia theobromae, 1911 nucleotides long. RefSeq names its product Signal recognition particle. The transcript is spliced from 3 exons. The record is from RefSeq and is a predicted model, not a curated record. Gene Ontology annotation, cellular component: signal recognition particle, endoplasmic reticulum targeting. Gene Ontology annotation, molecular function: 7S RNA binding; signal recognition particle binding; endoplasmic reticulum signal sequence receptor activity. Gene Ontology annotation, biological process: SRP-dependent cotranslational protein targeting to membrane. Bases 1 to 1911 code for a protein of 636 amino acids. Lineage: Eukaryota; Fungi; Ascomycota; Dothideomycetes; Botryosphaeriales; Botryosphaeriaceae.